AUGUCCAGAGGCUACAACACGCCAUCGACUAAGACCAACGCGAAUACCAACGACAGCUCUCUAAACGCGUUACUCACGUCGCACCUACAGCCAGGCCCGCCUCGACAGUCAAUGGAUGGUAGACAGCCGAACUACCCGCAGUCAGGUUUGGAUUCACCAUACGCGUCUUACAACGAACAUCAGUCUGAAGGAUCAUCUGCAGAUCAAGCGUCUGCUGUGCAAUACCAGCAACCCCAAGACUACAAGUCCUCCAACUACUCCGCGUCGGCAACUCCGGACUCGAGCUACGGCUUGCCGCAAUCAGCGCGUUCAGGCAGCUUUCCAGAGUACAUACAACGCUCUUACGCGGACGGCCAGCAGCAGGAACGAUACCCUGCAGGCGCGCAGCAGAGCGGUAUGGCGCAAACAUCAAGUCCGUCCCUACCAAUGGCCAAUGGCCAAAACGCCAACAACGCGUCCAAGAACGCAGACUCUGACGAUGAAGUACCAAUAGAUCCCUCCAUUGCUCAAUCGAGCCCGAGCUACCCUCACAACUACUCGCCCUACCCACAACAACAACAACAGCAGCAGCAACACGACAUGCCUCAGUAUGCCGGCCAGCCGAAUAUGCAAUACCAGCGCCCAGAGUGGGCAGGUCAGUACCCACAAGCCAUGAGCUACGGCCACUCUCCAGCAACGACAGGCGGCGCGGCGCCUAACAUGGUCGCGCACGCGAUCCCAAGACCACCUGCGGUGGGUACCUACUAUGGUGCGCCUCCUGUAGUGUAUCCUAACGUUUCACAGGGCGGCCAUCCGCUCUCUACUGUGUACUCGUUUGUGCCCAUCCCAGGUGCGCAACAACAUAAGCGUCCUCGGAGAAGGUAUGAAGAGAUCGAACGCAUGUACAAGUGCGGAUGGAAUGGCUGCGAGAAGGCGUAUGGUACCCUCAACCAUUUGAACGCACAUGUGACGAUGCAGUCGCAUGGCACGAAGCGAACUCCAGAAGAGUUCAAAGAAAUCCGCAAAGAAUGGAAGGCGAAGAAGAAGGAGGAAGAAAACCAGCGCAAAGCUGAAGAAGAACGCCAACGCCAAGAAGCUCAACGCACCGGACAAGACACCUCGCAGUCUCAAGGCCAACCUGGCCAGUACGGGCAGCACAUGAUGCAACCUCAGAUGGGCGGCCCACAGCUUCCACCCAUCGGGUACCAGCCUGCCGGCGGUCAGCCAAGCCAGUACGCUCAAGCGCAGCAAGUCGACGGUGCCCAACAGUACAGCAAUAACAGCCAGAUGUACGGCGCUCAAGGCUACCCUCAAAGCCCAUACGGACAAGGUGGUCUCCCAUAUCAACAGCAACGUGCGUAA
Molecule: messenger RNA, 1341 nt
Organism: Fulvia fulva
Lineage: Eukaryota; Fungi; Ascomycota; Dothideomycetes; Mycosphaerellales; Mycosphaerellaceae
Product: C2H2 finger domain transcription factor CON7
Exons: 2
Coding region: 1-1341 (446 amino acids)
Biological process (GO): regulation of DNA-templated transcription
Source: RefSeq, a predicted model, not a curated record